AUGGCUGACCCAGAACCAACAAAGCCCGCCCCAGAGGCACUUAUCUCCAAGUUCCAGGUGAACAAGCUCCUCAAACAGGACCAAAAUGGCCGCCGAAUCGCUCUCCUGGGCACAAUUGAUGGAGAGCAGGGCAUAUUAAUGGCUGAGCGUGCGGCCUUUGCCACAGAAUCUCUCCCUGUGCUCCAAGCUUUCCACGCCGCCAUCACACGAGUCAACAAUCUAGGCGAUAACGAUAUCUAUCGUUGGUACCUCGCCUCCUCCAACGGCAAAAGCACAGCAGACCAGACCCCUACCCCCGCGGAAGCAGCAGCCUACACUCCACCGCAGCAGGAUCUCAAAUUAAAUCUCAUCUGGCCGUGCACCGCAUCCCACAUCAAGAAGUACUCUGACCAACAGCUGCGCAUGGUCACUGAGACUCCAGCUAUCUAUCGUGACUAUGUCCGACCUUAUAUGCAAGCCAAACGCGAGGAAGGGCGGCUCAAUUGGGUGUUCAAUAUCCUUGAGGGACGUACCGAACAGGAAGAUGUCAUCAUGCGAGAUGAUGGGCAAAGCCCCGAGGAUGCUUUCUUGAUGUUGCCCGAUCUCAAUUGGGAUCGCAAAACGAUGGGAUCACUACAUUUGCUGGCACUGCUGCAUAGACGCGAUAUCUGGAGCUUGCGAGACCUGAAGAAGAGCCAUGUACCUUGGUUGCGGUAUUUACGAAAGCGCGUUCUGGAGGCAACGGUAUCCAUGUAUCCGAACUUGGAAGAAGAUCAGUUGAAGCUCUAUGUUCACUACCAACCAACCUAUUACCAUUUCCACGUUCAUGUGGUGAACGUCAUGCUCGAGGCUGGCGCCACACAGGCAACUGGUAAGGCAUUUGGAUUGGAAAAUCUGAUCUCACAGCUCGAGAGUAUGACUGGGGGCGAGAAUGCCAGUUUGGCAGAUGUGGACUUGUCAUAUCACUUAGGUGAAGCAAGUGAGCUGUGGACAGACAUAUUUGGGCCCUUGAAACAGGGCAAGCAACCUGGUCAAUAG
Penicillium olsonii is the source of this 1017-nucleotide messenger RNA. The record is from the annotation of a GenBank genome assembly. Lineage: Eukaryota; Fungi; Ascomycota; Eurotiomycetes; Eurotiales; Aspergillaceae.